Molecule: messenger RNA, 918 nt
Organism: Chenopodium quinoa (quinoa)
Lineage: Eukaryota; Viridiplantae; Streptophyta; Magnoliopsida; Caryophyllales; Amaranthaceae
Exons: 2
Coding region: 1-918 (305 amino acids)
Biological process (GO): DNA integration
Molecular function (GO): nucleic acid binding
Source: RefSeq, a predicted model, not a curated record
AUGAGAGAUAAUAAGGGAGCCGAGAACGUGGUGGCGGACCACCUUUCUAGGUUGGGAGGUGCAAGAAUACAUGAAGACGGUUUGCCAAUUGAAGAUGCCCUAAUGGAUGAUGUCUUAUACGCUCUUGAGGCAAAAUCGGAGCCUUGGUAUGCAGAUAUUGUGAACUACUUGGCUUGUAGUGCCAUACCUCCGGAUUUCACUCCUCAACAACAUCGAAGGCUCAAGCAUGAAGCAAAGAAGUAUAUAUGGGAUGACCCCAUGUUGUUGAAGAGACGGGUGGAUGGACUUUUGAGAAGAUAUUUUCCUAAUGAAGCGUUCCAAGAUGUGCUCUCAAUGUGCCACUCAUCCCCUUGUGGUGGUCAUAUGAGUGCUCAAAAGACCGCUUCCAAGGUGCCAAAGGACGGGGAACAUAUCAAGGCAAUUGACUUCAUGGGCCCUUUCAUCUCAUCCCAAGGAAACCGGCACAUUCUAGUUGCCAUUGAUUAUGUUUCCAAGUGGGCGGAAGCCGUGGCAUCUCCCACCAACGACUCAAAGGUGGUCAUCAAUUUGUUCAAGAAAGUCAUCUUCCCAAGAUUCGGUGUUCCUAAGGCAAUCAUAAGUUAUGGAGGUUCACACUUCAAGCACCAUACAUUCAACAAGCUUCUUUCAAAGUGUGGUGUAUCGCACAAGAGAGGCCUUGCUUACCACCCCCAAACAAGUGGUCAAGCGGAGGUCACAAAUAGGGAAUUGAAAGUCAUCAUGGAGAAAAUCGUUGCUAGAACAAGGAAGGAUUGGUCUAGUAAGCUCAUUGAUUCAUUGUGGGCAUAUAAGACCGCCUUCAAGACUCCUAUAGGGACUACCCCCUAUAAGCUUGUUUUUGGGAAGAAUUGCCAUUUACCCGUAGAAAUGGAGCACCGAACGCAUUGGGCAAUCAAGUAA